AACAGACCUGAGGUCAGAUUACAGGCGCAGGACGCAGCAUGGAGGACGCCUGCAGUACAAGGAUGCUGAGAGGCAGGAAGACGUCAUCCUGUCCGAACUCACUGUGACGUCACAGGAAGUGAUCAACAUCAGGAGGUGAUCAACAGGAAGUGGUCAACAGGAAGUGGUCAUCAUGGUGGUCGUGGCCUGCGGCUCUGUGAGCUCCAUCAAAGCUUUGUGGGAAACGAGGAUCAAGAGAGUCCAGGAGGAGAAGGAGGACCAGACGAAGAGCCCGAGGAGCAGACUCAGUGUUGGUGCCUGGGAGGACCGGGCGAUUCUGGCCCGGCUGAAGGAGAAACUGCAGACUGAAGAGGGACGGCUGGUCCUCCGGAUUGAACAGGAAGACUGGAAGUCGCUGCCGGGCUGCUUGAUCCAGUUCACCCAGGUCCAGGAGUGGCAGAUCCACCGGACCGGCCUUCAGAAGAUCCCUCAGUUCAUCUCCAGCUUCCAGAACCUCAUAGUUCUGGAUCUGUCCCGAAACGGGAUCUCAGAGAUCCCCAAACCCAUCGGGCAGCUGACCCGCCUCAAAGAGCUGCUGCUGAGCUACAACAGGAUCGAGUCUGUUCCUGAAGAACUGAGCGGCUGUGAGAGUCUGGAGAGGCUGGAGCUGGCCAUGAACCGGGACCUAAGCGAGCUGCCAGACCAGCUGAGGAACCUGAAGAAGCUGAGCCACCUGGACCUCUCCAUGAACGCCUUCAGCUUCCUGCCGGACUGCCUGCUCCACAUGCCGGCUCUCGAGUGGCUCGACAUGGGAGGAAACUGCCUGGAGUGUUUACCUGAGGACAUAGACAGGAUGGAGACGCUGCACACCCUGUGGCUGCAGAGGAACGAGCUGCAGAGACUCCCAGAGAACAUCAUCCGGAUGCAGAACCUGACCACGCUGGUCCUCAGCAGCAACCGACUGUCAGACAUCCCCCCGCUGAUGGAGGACAUGUCCAGACUCCGCUUCGUCAACUUCAGAGACAACCCUCUGAGUCUGGAGGUGACGCUGCCAGACAAGAAGAGGAAGAGCAGCGAGGAGGAGGGGGAGGAGGAGGAGGAAGAGGACAGGGAGUUGUUUGGGAGAGAGUUCAUGCAGCUUUACAUCCAGGAAGCCAGGAAGAGAGCGCACGCCUUCCUCAACAUGCACCGAGCCAACAGCUUGCAUCAUUCACUUUAAUAUCUGGUCAAACACAGACUCUGAUCUGAGCCAACACUCCACAUUACUGAGAUCCUUAACCUGUUGUUUUUAAAGAGUUCCUCUUGCUGAUGAUCAGGUGUAUAUCAGUAUGUA
This is a messenger RNA of Trematomus bernacchii (emerald rockcod), 1312 nucleotides long. It is a transcript of the gene lrrc39, whose product is annotated as leucine rich repeat containing 39. Bases 173 to 1198 code for a protein of 341 amino acids. NCBI's taxonomy places the organism in Eukaryota, Metazoa, Chordata, Actinopteri, Perciformes, Nototheniidae. The transcript has 7 exons. Gene Ontology annotation, molecular function: protein binding. The record is from RefSeq and is a predicted model, not a curated record.